Molecule: messenger RNA, 597 nt
Organism: Arachis ipaensis
Lineage: Eukaryota; Viridiplantae; Streptophyta; Magnoliopsida; Fabales; Fabaceae
Source: RefSeq, a predicted model, not a curated record
AUGGGUGUAUGCUACUACUGUGGUGGACCCAGACAUCUUUCCUGGAAUUGUCUAGAGAGGAAGAGGCAGGAAACUGAGGGAGUUCAGCAGCAGGGAUGUGUAUUUACCAUGUCGGCGGAUGGUGUUGAGAGGUCAGACACUCUGAUCCGAGAUAAUUGUGAAAUGGCUGGUAAAACUUUAAUUGCCUUAUUUGAUACUGGAGCAUCACACUCAUUUAUAGCAUUCGAGAAAGCCAGUGAGUUAGGGUUGAAAAUAGUUAUGUUGGCCUACGACUUAGAAGUGGAUACUGCUAUCUCUGAAGCUAUUGUGACUAGAUCACUGCAGUUUAUGUCGAAAGGUUCAGAAGGACAAGUGGUGGCGAAUGGAUAUUACUUAAAUUCUCUCAUGGUGAAUUGUAGUGAAAGUGAGUGUUCGGGAUUCAUACUAUUGGCUACCAGUGUGUCGGAGGACGAAAAAAUUUUGAAUCAGAUUCCAGUUGUAAAUGAAUUUCUAGAAGUAUUCCUUGAAGGCAUAACUGAAUUUCCUCCUUCCCAAAAAAUCGAGUUUGCGAUUGAGCUGGUUCCUAGAGCAGGACUAAUUUCAAUUGCACCUUACUGA